Molecule: messenger RNA, 372 nt
Organism: Monosiga brevicollis MX1
Lineage: Eukaryota; Choanoflagellata; Craspedida; Salpingoecidae
Exons: 2
Coding region: 1-372 (123 amino acids)
Source: RefSeq, a predicted model, not a curated record
AUGGCGGGGUCGUUUGUGCUGGACUUUGACUGGGAUGCACCGUUGACGGAGAAGCACUUGUAUGCUUGGGAGUGGUCCAAGGAUGCGGCGGCGCUGCGGCGUAAUGUGCAGCGUCAUGUGCUGUAUCAACAGCUGGAUAUUGUGUCGCCGCAGGCGGAGAAGCUCUUGGACGCGGCCGCCAUUCCAAGCUACAACAGCACGAUGACGCUCUCCCCGAGCGACCUGAUUGCACUCAUCCUUGAUCAUCCCGAAGGUCUUUGUCUUGCCAUCGCUGCCGCGAAGCCACCCCUUGUCCGUAUCGAUUCCACCCAAGGCAUUCACCAUGCCAUCUUGCACAGGAUUGACACUUGCGUCUCUGCCACAUUCCGAUGA